Messenger RNA from Micropterus salmoides (largemouth bass), 3429 nucleotides. RefSeq names its product SH3 domain binding glutamate-rich protein like 2 (gene sh3bgrl2). The coding region runs from base 200 to 526 and encodes 108 amino acids. The transcript is spliced from 4 exons. Gene Ontology annotation, cellular component: cytoplasm. NCBI's taxonomy places the organism in Eukaryota, Metazoa, Chordata, Actinopteri, Centrarchiformes, Centrarchidae. The record is from RefSeq and is a predicted model, not a curated record.
AUUGUUGAGCGCCACAGUCAGCAGGGACGCACGCUGUUUUAUUAUCAUGGCUCUGUUUAAACAUUGGAGACGCGUGUCUUCGCUCAACUAAAACUCAGCCCGUAUUUUAAAAUCUGUACUUGUUAGUUUGGGAAUAAACGAGACUCGCUGCCAACGAACAUAUUGUUUGCCGACUGUCUGGCAUCAAUUUGGGAUUAAAAUGGUCAUCAAGGUUUACGUCGCCUCUUCAACUGGCUCUGUUGCGGUAAAGAAGCAUCAGCAGGCAGUGGUAGGUUUCCUGGAGGCCAAUCGAAUUAGCUUCCAGGAAGUAGACAUUACCAUGCUGGAGGAGCAGAGGCUCUGGAUGUAUCGUAACAUCCCCAGAGACAAGCAGCCGGAGAAAGGCAACCCGCUGCCUCCACAGAUCUUCAACGAGGAUCGCUACUGUGGGGACUAUGAAGACUUCUUCCAGUCAAAGGAGGACAACACUGUGUUUGCAUUCCUUGGGCUCAGUUCCCAACCCUCAGUGAAAGAUUCUGAGUCAUAGCCUAGAUCAAACUGCUGGAUGUCACACAUCCUGGGAACCUUUAAAGGUUAUGAGGACAAAAACCGCAUCACUUGACGUGUUCCUUCUGCCACAAUGCCAGCUUGUCGCCGAACACCAGACCACACGGAUUUCACCCUGUAUGACCUCUCCUGACUUUAAACAACAUUCCACCAUCACUUAAGUCUCCAAGAAAUGUCUGAUUCUCAAGAGGCAACAGAUAAUUAGUCACAGAAGAAGGGGAUCAGCUUUAUGAUGGAGGCAUAAGCACUGUCUCUAGCAUAGUCUGUGCAAACUAGAAGGUUAUGUAGCAGCUUUUCCAUCAGUAGACCAGUUGCUUUAGGUCGAUAUACAAUACAGUGGAAGGGGAAGAAGUGAUCAGGUGCAACAGCGCAUCACAAGUCACCUGAAUACACACCUGUAUUGUGUAUGUUCAUGCCUUAGUGUGUGUGUCCCUGUGUGCAUACGUGUCAAUCAGCAGCUGUUAAUGAAGGCAAUGUUUAGUGAGGGGGUCUGAGAGGCAGCACUUAAUGCAACCUGAAACAACCCGAAGCCUAACCAUCAUGUCUGGCUGUGUGUGUGACAAUGUUGGCAUUAUUCUAUAUAUUUUUCUUAUCAUCUACAAAUUCAAUAGAAAGACCAAAACCAACAAUGUGUUAGUUUGUGUGUUAGUAUGUUCUGACUUCAACAUAAAUCUUCAGCUCUCAAAUAUAUAGUUAAAUUUUUUCUUUCUUAAGUAAUUUCCUUAAAAAAUGUUACUCACACAGGAGUAAAUAGUGAAUUUGUGGGGGAGUACUUUUAGCUGCUAAUGAAUACACAUUUGGUGCUCUCAGAUUGACUCAAACCUCUGUGUCCCAAAUAAUGAAAGAACAUGUGACAGAGUGCAAAGGAGUGGCUCAUUCAUGUCUUUUGUAAUCAUUUUUGGACAACACUGGAGCCCUCUGGCACAGAGGAAUAAGACAUACUCAUUGUUUGUUUUGGUGUUAUCAUGGGAUCGGUUCACAACAUGAAAAAUAUAGAUAAUCGCCAGCUUUAUCCUCUAUUCAAGACCUCCACAGACAAGGCGUGGUUGCAGUCACAUGAGCUACAGGAGUACACGUCACAGAUCUCACUCCGGGUCUUAUGACAGAGGACAGGAGAUAAGAAAUUAGAGAUUAUUGUGCAGAGAUAAUCGAGUGGCAAAGAUCUGCAAAGACAGAUCGAUACUUCGCCUCCUCUGCUCUGUCUCCCCUUCUCUCUCUAUAUUUCCAAAUGUCUGAGUAAACAGAUGCUGAAAUGUGUGUUUUACGUGUUAGGAAAUGAACAGUGAUUGACACGUCACAGCCAGUUCUUAGUCCUGUCCUCCAGUCUGUAUUCUAUAUUCUGUUUCCCUAAAUACCAACACUAAGCAUCCUGUCUCUCUCCCUUAUUAAAUUAUUAAGGGUGGGCAGUUGACUAAUUCCUUUAUGUUUACACAUGAUGGACACAUAAACAGAUACACCAGCAUCAGCUAUUCCUCCCUAAAUGUCAUGCCAUCAUGUGAAAGGAUAUGUAAAUUUUACUUACUUCAAUCAUAUACUGCAGGGGACAAUCAAUCAAAUCAGUGUAUUUCUGUCACUGUUGACACCAACGACAUUCCUAUUUUGCGUUGUAUCCUGUCAAAUCAUGUGAUGACUGUAUUGUGAUUUAUUUUGUGAAUGGACACUAACACGCCUGUUUCGAAUGCAAACAGAGUAAAUGUGCUUUAUGUUACAUCUCUCUGCCUGUUGUGGUUAAUUGUGGCAUUUUUCUGUUACAGCCUCAUGAGAAUUAGAUUUGCUGACACGUUAUUAUAUGUGUAAUUCACACAACGAAGCAGUUCUCCACUGUGUUUUUCAUGUAGAUGUUACAUUUGCUUCAGGUAGCGAUUUUUGUCUUUGCAUAUUUGAAAUCAGUCUAAACCAAAGUUGAAGGUAAAAAUUGACACCUUUGUCUUGAGAGGAUCAUUCUGAAGCCCCAUUGUAGCAGUGGUGGAGAGGUCAUUUGGUUUAUUUUGAUGCAGAAAACAAAUUGCCAACUGAAAGUGAAAUUUGGUGAACACAUUUUCUGUAUUUCUUAAGUGGUGUCAUAUAUGGAUAUCAUCAGCCAGAAUGAACUCAGAUGAACGUCACCACCUCUUAGAUUCACCGUUGUGCAGUGGCUGUGAAAAUUGGAUGAGAAGAAUGGUGUUAAGUACAGACUCCAGGGACAGGUGGAGUGGGGGAAAAUAAAAUUUGUAGGCAGCCUUACAGUAAGCAACAUGAAGCUAGUCAAAUCAGGAAAGGAAAACUUAAACAGAAGUCAAGAACAGGGAAAGGGAUCAUUGGGAGAGAGACAAGACUGGAAACAUGAGGGGCAAAGUAGUGUUGAGUUGCUGAUCAGCCAGAAGGUGGAGUCAUUUGGUGCACAGGAGUGGGAAACUGCAGUGGCAGCUAGCGGACAUUUGAGGAUUGCAAUGCUGGAAGGACGAGGGCUGUUGCAAAUGUAAACAGACAAAACAGAGCAAGUGGAGGCAGGUGAGGGAGGAACGGCAGAUGAAUCUGACACAGUAAUGACUGUUGUGGCAGUGACUUAAAAUAAUAUGUAUAUAUUUUAUGAAAAACAAAAUUAUGACACCAGUCACUCUUAAUGCUAUGUCAGAUGACUUCCUAAAGACUUUCUGGCAGAAAGCCUCAAAAACCAACUUCUCCCAUGUUAGACUUCCUCAUUUAAUCGCUCACCUGUUCUCACUUCCCUUAUCAGUCACUCACUACAUAUACCAGCCCAGAUCCUUUGUUCCCUUGCCAGUUCAUCCUAGUUGCUAUGUUCCUGUUUUCCCUUGUGUUUUUGCUUUUGUGCAUCUUUCACCCGAAUCUACCCGCCUGAAUCUGCUUGGAAGCCAUUCUCAUCAAAUAAACCACAUAAGUCAU